Messenger RNA from Zerene cesonia (dogface butterfly), 1843 nucleotides. RefSeq names its product alpha-sarcoglycan (gene Scgalpha). Gene Ontology annotation, cellular component: membrane; sarcoglycan complex. The coding region runs from base 92 to 1660 and encodes 522 amino acids. The transcript is spliced from 10 exons. NCBI's taxonomy places the organism in Eukaryota, Metazoa, Arthropoda, Insecta, Lepidoptera, Pieridae. Gene Ontology annotation, molecular function: calcium ion binding. The record is from RefSeq and is a predicted model, not a curated record.
GUCGUUUUUAGUUUUACGUCACGCCCUACUUUCAGGGACGUACUUGCUUAUUUUUAUCGACAACCAACGUAAAUAAAUGGAAUAAAUUAAAAUGCUGUUAAUCACAUGGGUGUUACUGGUUUCCCAUGGAGCGUUGGCCCACGAGUAUAACGCAGUGGAAACUGAAAUGUUUGCUAUACCAAUCAGCCCGAAUUUAUUCAAUUGGACUUAUCAAGAAUUCGACCAGCAGUACCGCUUCUACGCAUCGCUUAUUGGUAAACCAGAGCUGCCAUCAUGGCUUCGAUAUAUCUACAGCGGCAGGCAUCAUUCAGGUUUCAUAUUUGGCACUCCCCCCAGAAACUCUGAAUCGCCUAUUACGUUGGAAGUGAUAGGUCUUAACAGACAAGACUAUGAAACCCGUCGUGUUUUGCUCAACUUACGAGUUGAACCGAAAGGCAAGAUGGCCACACACGAAGUGGAACUGAAAAUUGACAAUCUGAACGUGGAGGAUUUACUUGAUGAGCAUAGAAUGACUCGUCUCAAAGACAUUCUACGGACUAAGCUGUGGACGGAAAGCAGUGGGGACCUUUAUGCUACGUUUCUGGCUUCAGCUAUUGACCUAGGAGCUAGAUUGCCUUUGAAACCUAGCGAUGGAGAGGGCCUAGUAGUUCGUUUAGGAAGCGUAACACCAUUCUCUAGCGAGCUGAAACGCCUCCGCGAGGAAGUGCGUCCGCUCUCCAGGUUGCCCAGCUGCCCGAGAGAGUUCAAACGGACUACAGUGGAACGGCUGUUUAGGGACGCUGGGUUUACGCUUGACUGGUGCAGUUUUGAACUGUAUAACACAAUUUACAAAGAGCGCAGCACAGAACGACUGGAAUAUCUGACCGAAAUACCGAAUCCCAGUCAACCGGAUAAGAGCAGUGUAUUCAACACAAAAGACGUGUGGUCUGCUCCCAGUAGAACGGCACUGCCCAGUAGAAGUUAUGUGCAGCAAUUGUCCGUUACCAUUGCUGUACCUUUGGUGCUGAUGCUGCUGUCUGUUGCGGCACUGAGUGCUGUAUUGUGCUUCCAUUAUGCUGCUAUACGCGAUCCAGAAUCGGAAGGUUUCAUAAACGAUAUAUACCACAUCUGCGCUGAUUACAAACGAAGAGCGCACAAAACAACGAAAGUGGAACUAUGUAGAUACGGCACUGGCAACACUGAACAAAGUCAGAUCGUUGAUGACGAAAGCACGAAAAGCAUGGGAGUGAGCCCAAACAAUAGUCUAACGCGAUACAGUCCAAAAUCCACCCCCAACCUAGCGGGUAGCUACAACCGCCCGCAGCCGCCCCCCUACACCGGCGCCAACACCCUCCACCACCGCACACACGCACACACACCCACUCGCGCACACACACCCACGCACACGCACACUCACUCACCCGCACACACACCAGAGCACAGACACCUCGCUCUGGAGGAGUCCCUUCAACUCCUAAACGAAGCGAACAUAGCGAGCGAAUUCGAUAAUUUGCUACUGAAAAACCCGAUCGUCGACUUCAACGACGGAUGCGACGACUAUGUUCCAAUAAAACAGGAUCCCGGAUACGCCACGGAUCCGAGGUACGGCGGCCCUGAUCCGGGAUACGUCAAAACGGAGGCUGGGUUCCCAGAUCCCAAAUAUGAGGGUGUUGGCAUUUGACAUAAUGAUAUGGACGGAUUGCCGCCCGUCAAGACUUGGUUCUGCUGAAUUCAAAUGUCUCGUUUAGAUAUUUUUUGUAGUUGCUAAUAAUUAGUGUGAUUUAAUAAUAUAUUACAUACAAUAAAUAGAAACAUCUGCCCUUAACUAGCUAAAGUAAAUAUAUACUUUAAUAUUCUAAGGACA